AUUGUUUUUCUUCUUUAACAGGGUAAAAAGGAUGUUUCCCAGAUAUUUAACAACAUCCUGAGAAGACAAAUUGGCACACGCAGCCCAACUGUGGAAUACAUUAGUGCCCAUCCACAUAUCCUAUUCAUGCUUCUGAAAGGCUAUGAAUCCCCAAAUAUUGCCUUACGCUGUGGAAUUAUGCUGAGGGAGUGCAUCCGGCAUGAACCAUUGGCCAAAAUCAUACUUUUUUCAGAACAGUUCAGAGACUUUUUCAAGUAUGUGGAAAUGUCAACAUUUGAUAUAGCAUCUGAUGCCUUUGCUACGUUCAAGGACUUGUUAACAAGGCACAAGUUGUUGGUAGCAGAUUUUAUGGAACAAAAUUAUGAUACGAUCUUUGAGGAUUAUGAAAAACUCCUUCAUUCUGAGAAUUACGUAACAAAGAGACAAUCUCUGAAGCUGCUGGGUGAACUGAUUCUAGACAGACACAACUUUGCCAUCAUGACAAAAUAUAUCAGCAAACCAGAGAAUCUAAAGCUGAUGAUGAACUUGCUCCGAGACAAAAGCCCCAACAUUCAAUUUGAAGCAUUCCAUGUGUUCAAGGUGAGCUAGCAUGAGCUGUAAAGGUGGCAG
Meleagris gallopavo (turkey) is the source of this 609-nucleotide messenger RNA. NCBI's taxonomy places the organism in Eukaryota, Metazoa, Chordata, Aves, Galliformes, Phasianidae. The record is from RefSeq and is a predicted model, not a curated record.